This is a messenger RNA of Equus quagga, 2854 nucleotides long. RefSeq names its product transmembrane BAX inhibitor motif containing 6 (gene TMBIM6). Gene Ontology annotation, molecular function: enzyme binding. Gene Ontology annotation, cellular component: mitochondrial membrane. Bases 141 to 854 code for a protein of 237 amino acids. The transcript has 10 exons. The record is from RefSeq and is a predicted model, not a curated record. Gene Ontology annotation, biological process: negative regulation of RNA splicing; negative regulation of endoribonuclease activity; cellular response to unfolded protein. Lineage: Eukaryota; Metazoa; Chordata; Mammalia; Perissodactyla; Equidae.
CCUCGAGGGGCGGACGCAGGGUAAAGCGUCUGGAGCGGACCCUGGGAGAGCCAGAAGCACAUCCGGUGUUAGAAGAGCCGUGUAGGCUCCUGAGACGCUGGUAGGAAGAGCGGAGGCUGUGUCCCACAGAGUCUGGCAUCAUGAACAUAUUUGAUCGGAAGAUCAACUUUGAUGCGCUUUUAAAAUUUUCCCAUAUAACCCCCUCGACGCAGCAGCAUCUGAAAAAGGUCUAUGCCAGUUUUGCCCUGUGUAUGUUCGUGGCAGCUGCGGGGGCCUAUGUCCAUGUGGUCACUCAUUUCAUUCAGGCUGGCCUGCUUUCUGCCUUGGGCUCCCUGGGGUUGAUGAUUUGGCUGAUGGCAACACCUCAUAGCCAUGAAAGUGAGCAAAAAAGACUUGGACUUCUUGCUGGAUUUGCUUUCCUUACAGGAGUUGGCCUUGGUCCUGCCCUGGAGUUGUGCAUUGCCAUCAACCCCAGUAUCCUUCCCACUGCCUUUAUGGGCACAGCAAUGAUCUUCACCUGCUUUACCCUGAGUGCACUCUAUGCCAGGCGCCGUAGCUACCUCUUUCUGGGAGGUAUCUUGAUGUCAGCCAUGAGCCUGAUGCUCUUGUCCUCCCUGGGGAACCUUUUCUUCGGAUCUAUUUGGCUUUUCCAGGCAAACCUGUAUGUGGGGCUGGUGGUCAUGUGUGGCUUUGUCCUCUUUGAUACUCAACUCAUUAUUGAAAAAGCUGAAAAUGGAGAUAAGGAUUAUAUCUGGCACUGCGUGGACCUCUUCUUAGAUUUUGUUACUCUCUUCAGAAAACUCAUGAUGAUCCUGGCUAUGAAUGAGAAGGAUAAGAAGAAAGAGAAGAAGUGAAAUGACCAUCCAGCCUUUCCCAUUUGACUUCUCUCCCAUCACCCCUCAUUUUCCUCUUUGCACACAUUACAGGUGGCGUGUGAUAAUGAAAAGCAUCAGAAAAGCUUUUGUACUUUGUGGUUUUCUCUAUUUUGGAUUUUUUGAUCAAAAAACUGAUUAGCAGAAUAUAGUUUGGAGUUUGGCUUCGUAUUCCUGGGGUUCUUCCCCACUCCCUUUUCUGUCAACCCCAUCCCUACCCUCUUCCUCUGCUCAGGCAGCCAGUCCACCGUGAUAAGGAAUGGGACCCACAGAGGGAGCAAACUCCAGGAGUCCACUUUCCAACUGAGCUUCACUACCUGGACCGGAACUGUUGGGUAGAGCCUCCUCAGCUCUUCCUGCCUCAGCAUUGUUUGAUUUGUGCACAGUUCUGGGGCACUGGGCAGUGUGUUUUCCAUUGUAAAGAAGUUUGCUGGUCCCAUUGUUACUCGGGUUCAUUAUAUCUAAGCCUCUGUCAACCCCUGCAAGGAAAAUGAAGAGCCUCUUCUGGUGGAUGCUUUGCUUCUCUGAGCUGCCCAAGUCCUGCUGGUCUGGCAAGCACACUUUUCUGCCUUGCCAUUACAGAAGGAAUGUGGAUUUGUGUCUAUUCCCUUGCCUGUCCCUUGUCUGACCCUCAGGGAGUCUGCCUGCUUUCCAUCCAUGGGGUAGAAGGAUUUCAGCACAAAGGGAAGACUAAUUCUUGUCACGCAUUUAUGAAAAGGCUGAUUAUGUAUGGCAAGCUAGAGCAUGGAUUUCACACACCUCCCCUGGUCGGUCUGUCUGUAUUUUUAUUGGUUAUCACCUUAGUUGUGAGUGGCCUCUAUCAGGCAGCUAUGAUUUCCCAGGAGAGGAAAGAUAGGGAAGGGGAAUGGUUGAGCCUUUGGGGAUCAUUGUGACUGCCAGACAAACCUAGAUAAGGACCUGUUUGGAAUGGGGGGAACAAAAUCUCCGCUGAAUGGAUCUUUGUUCGGAUCAACAGAACUGUGAUGUGGGCUGUGAUGACUUGGGAGGCAGCAUUCAUAACAGUCCUUCGGUGCAUUUUUAUCUUACCCCACUUGGACACAAAUAGGUAGUGUCGGGCCAGAGAUUUGGGGCAGUAGGUAAAUGUUCAUUUUACAGAUGCACUUUAGUUUUUGGUCUAUUCACCUGUUUCCAGAAAUCUGCAGCCUCCUUCCAGGUGGGGGCCAGGUGACCAAACCUGUAAGACGUCUGGUUUCCUACAGCUUUGUGGUCGCACGUGUGGGAGGUCAGGGCUGAUGUGGAUCAGCAGCUCCUUUCCUGUGGGCUGCCACAGUCAGCUGGCACAGAAGGGCGGGCAGCCUUGGGAGCCCUCACAGGGCUUCAGUGUAAGGGGGACUGAGCCAUCGAAAGCUCAUUGCCAGAAGGAUACCAUUUUUGGCUCUCCCUCUUCACUACCAGUACACAGUUUGACCCAGUGGCCACUGGUUCACAGUACGCCACGUCACUGCCAUCCCAUGAAACAGUUUGUUCCCAGGCCGUGCAGAAUCCUGGAGUGGCAUGCUGACCAGAAUGGCUUGCUUCUGCAGAGGAUGCUGCCCCCUGACUUAGCUGCUGCCUCCAGCUUCUUGCUUAAGAACUUACUAAAGGGACUUCCUUCCCAUUAAAACCCCAAUAGCAACUCUCCCUAAAUUUGUUGAUUCUCUGCUAGGCCUAAGAAUCUGAAUUAACAUCUCUUGAAGCCAAACUCCGCCUCUUGUGCUUUUUUUGCUUUCGAUAAAGGAGUUUUUCUUUAGAAACAGUGCCAAGAAUGACAAGAUAUAAAAAACUAAUUUUAAAUAAAAUGUCUAACAGGUUUUUAAUACAGUAAUCACUGUAAUUAUCACUUUCUUUUCUAGUUCCUUGGUUUUCAGCUCAGGCUGCAUUCUCUAACUCAUACUGUGAAGAAAGAGGUGUUUUUGAUUCAGAAAUAUAUGAAAUCUACAUAGUCUUAAUUUGUAAAAAAUAAAGAAAAUUCCUUAACCUUU